AUGACGUCUUCUUUGCCUGGCAACCGCGAUUUGCCUGUGUCGCAAUUCGACCUCAGCACCUACUGGGGUCGCGUGCGGCACUCUGCCAAUAUUUCAGACCCGAGGACGUUACUCACAUCCGCCGCUGGCCUCGAAAAUGCGAAGAAGCUCGUCACCGCCUACAAGACAGGCAAGAUACCAGAAAUGACACCAGAGCUCUGGGAUGCAAAGAAGAUAAUUGAUUCAACAAUUCACCCAGAUACAGGAAAGCCAGUCUUCCUACCCUUCCGCAUGUCCUGCUUCGUAUUGACAAACUUGGUUGUCACGGCUGGCAUGCUUACACCAGGCCUUGGGACGGCAGGAACACUCGGAUGGCAAGUGACGAACCAGUCGGUCAAUGUCGGAAUCAACUUCUCCAACGCGAACAAGUCGAUUCCUCUCUCGACCUCAACCAUUGUCAAAUCAUACCUCCUUGCUGUCAGCGCAUCUUGUGGUGUUGCCGUUGGCCUGAACGCGCUAGUACCCCGCCUCAAGAGCCUAUCGCCAAAUGCAAAACUCAUCGCGGGGCGUUUGGUACCAUUCGCAGCUGUCGCUACAGCAGGUGCGCUCAAUGUCUUCCUCAUGCGCGGUGAGGAGAUUAGGCAGGGCAUCGAUGUUUACCCAGCCUUGUCGGAGAUCGACAGGCAUAGGGUGGAGACUGGCGAUCUCGAGGUCAAGCCCCUAGGUAAAAGCAAGAAAGCUGCAACACUUGCUGUGGGAGAGACAGCGCUGAGUCGAGUGCUCAAUGCUACGCCCAUCAUGGUUCUGCCGCCCCUCGUCCUUGUCCGAUUACAAAAGACAGAGUGGCUCAAACAGAGGCCGAGAAUGGUAACUCCAAUCAACUUGGGCCUUAUUUUUACCACUUCCAUCUUUGCACUCCCGCUUGCACUCGCUGCAUUUCCGCAACGCCAGGCUGUUAGCGCAAAAUCUUUAGAGCCCGAGUUUCAUGAGCGAGGCGGCAAGGAUGGAUUAGUGGAGUUUAACCGUGGGAUAUGA
Molecule: messenger RNA, 1014 nt
Organism: Bipolaris zeicola 26-R-13
Lineage: Eukaryota; Fungi; Ascomycota; Dothideomycetes; Pleosporales; Pleosporaceae
Exons: 5
Coding region: 1-1014 (337 amino acids)
Biological process (GO): monoatomic ion transport; mitochondrial transmembrane transport
Cellular component (GO): mitochondrial inner membrane
Molecular function (GO): monoatomic ion transmembrane transporter activity
Source: RefSeq, a predicted model, not a curated record